AUAAUAAUUGCCCGAAUAGCAGCUAAGUUGUCUACGUUACCUCAAACAUAAUGCGAUACGGACGCAGGGUUUGAAGGAGGUCAUAAGAAAACCAGGAAGACCUCCUCCACCGUCCUCUCAGAACAUGAAGUCUCAUGCCACUGUUGCUACGACAUCUUAGUGAACCCCACCACCUUGACCUGCGGCCAUAACUUUUGCCGACACUGUCUGGCUCUGUGGUGGGAGUCCUCUCACAAGAAUGAGUGCCCAGAGUGCCGGGAGAAGUGGGAAGGCUUUCCUAAAAUCAACAUACUGCUGAGGGAUGCAACUGACAAGCUGUUCAGUGAGGUCGUUCAGCGGAGAAGAGCAGAGAUCCAGAAAAACCCCAAAAUCUCCCGGAGUUUGCUAGCCUUUCAGAGGUAUGGUGACAACUUGGGAAGAUCCAAGACAAACCAGCACAAAGGAGCAGGCUUCUUCUUCUCUGGAGUCCUGACGGCACUCACGUGUGUGGCUGUGAUGGUGCUGGUGUAUCACUGGAGCAGUGGUGUGGUGGAACAGCAUGACCUGCUGAUAAGUAAACCUGUUUCUCACUGGACGCCGGAGGAAGUUGUGUCCUGGCUGGAAAACCUGGGGCCCUGGGCCCAGCUUUACAGAGAACCCUUCCAGCAGGAGAACGUCAAUGGGAGGCUACUUUUGAUGCUGGGGGAGGAAGAGUUGUUAAAACCGCCUUACAGCAUCGAGAACCAGGCUCACCGGCGGGCUGUUUUGGCAGAACUGGACAGAGUUAAAACCCUUGGUGUCAAACCUCCGCAGAACCUCUGGGAAUACAAGGCUACUAAUGCAGGGAAGUCGCUCUUCUUGCUGUACGCACUGAAGCGCUCCCCUCGUCUCACAAUCUUCUAUUUGUAUUUAUUCGAUUACUCUGAAACCUUCCUGCCCUUCCUGCACACCUGCUGUCCGGCAAUCACACAAAUUGGACACUCAGUGGAGAGCAGCUUCCUCAACACACAGUUGGAGCCCAGUUGGCGACAGUGGGCAGAGUUUCUUGUGAAGUACCUCCUGCUUCCAUACCAGCUGAUAGCAGAGUUUGCUUGGGACUGGCUGGCCGUCCACUACUGGACAUCACGCUUCAUUAUUGUUAACGCCAUGCUGCUGUCUGUGCUGGAGUGCUGUGCCCUGUGGAGACUCUGGACAAGAGUCAGAAUCAGGUCUCUGCCACGCAAGAUGUGGGACCACAUGUGGAAGAUGUUAUCUCAGGGGUUCGCCUUCGCCCUCCUGUGGCCUUUUGUCCCUCAGUUUGUGUGCAACUGCCUCUUCUACUGGGCUCUCUACUUCAGUCCCAUCAUUAAUAUAGACCUGGUGGUGCAGCACCUAAUGCACCCAGAAACACAGGCACCGUAAUAAACUGCAUGCAGUCGUUGCUCAAUAAAAUUCCGUACAGCAGAGAUCUUUAACAGGGGGCCCCUAGGGGGUCCUCAAAGUAACUGCAGACGGGCCACAAAAUUAUUGUUAAUAUUUUUGAAAGUCUUUUCAAAAAUUAAAAUGUCUUAACAUGAAUCCAACAUAUUAUUAGCAAAUAAAAAUCAACCUAUUUGUAAAAGAAAAAAACCAAAUGAUGAUAGGCUUCUGGCCUAUAGGUAAGGUAGUCACUGAGGUAGCCAUUCACAGAUACAGUGAAUCCUAAGUCCUAAUCAUGUUUUAACCUUAAAACAUGAUUUAUACAUUCAUUCCAACUUAUAAUUUAAUAUCUUAGUAUUCUCUGCAUUAAAAAGUUAUGUAUUAAGGUUUUAGGCUGCCCUACACAUGGUUAAAAUUGCAUACAAUAAAUGUAGUAGGGGGGUCCUUGCUCCGUCUCUCUCUCAAUUGAGGGGUCCUUGGCUUAAAAAAUGUUGAAGAUCCCUGCCGUACAGUUCACAGCAAAUAUAAUAGCCAGAAAUCCAGUUGCUGAAUCGCAGUGUUUAUUUUAAGCAGGAUACUCAAAUGAGACUGGCUUUUUGCUGUUGGAAAGGAUGUUUUCUCGCUUCCAGUCUCGCCUCUCUGCUGGAUGGUUGCCAUGUGAGACAAGAGAGGCAUUGAGCUCUUGUAGGAGAAACAAAAAAGUGAAAUACCUGUAAUGUUGUUGAUAAGGAAAGAUCACUGCAGUGAUCUCUCUCUCUCUGUGUGCACAGUGCAUUCACAAACCACAUUGCCUAAAUGGUCUAGAGGGCGGUUAUGCAAAUAAGUCAUGUUCAAACUUUGGUUGUAGUGAAGACAGGCCUCCAUAAGGAGUUUCCUGAUGGCUUUGUAGCACUAAGAUGGCUGUAGUCCAAUGAAAGUUGAGCUUUUCUACGACAAGUAUCGUUGAGUACAUUUUUGUUUUUCUUUUAUUUGUCUUAACGGGUUGUAAUCCACAACCAAUUAAAUGAACAACUGCUGCUUUAAAAGUAUCAGUUUGAAUGAAGCAGUGUUAUUAGUUUCAUAUAAAUCCUUAUUCUACAUGAAUUGCACCGCCUUCUUUAAAUCUUUAGUACGGUUUUGGCUUGGAUUGUGAUCUUGGUGCUGCAGAAUUGUCUGAAAACUCUACAAGGUUUGGUAACAUGAUUGUGAAAUGUGUCAAAUGUUAACGUUUGUAGUUCUGCAGCCUGAUGGGAACAUCAGGCUCUACAGUUGAUUUAGGCAAAAACACAAUCUUUGUGAGAAAAUAUUGAACAUUGAAGCGCAGUCUAGGAAUUCCAGACGUUCAUUUCACAAUACAUGUGGCACUUUGAGAUAAAACUUAUGUUAUUAAAAAAAAGUGAGAUGCUGAUAUGCUGAUACCCAAUUUUUUUUUCUUCUAAUUUUUAUGAUUUUAAGGAGAAACUGUUCAUAGCAGAUUUUAUUUGCAGGUACUGCUAACAAUUUUUGUGUUGCACAUUUUUUUUAUAUAAAGAUUUUUUUGCCAUAGUAAACAUUAUCAUAUGAUGGGUGGGUAGAGCUAAUCAAAGACUUUUUAUUUUUUACAUUUUUUAUUUGCACUUAAAAGUUCUACACUGUGAUUUUGUUCUUCAAUGUUCUAUAAUGACAAAGGAAAAAUAAAGAUUUUUAAAUAAUGUUA
Messenger RNA from Etheostoma spectabile (orangethroat darter), 3052 nucleotides. RefSeq names its product bifunctional apoptosis regulator. Lineage: Eukaryota; Metazoa; Chordata; Actinopteri; Perciformes; Percidae. Gene Ontology annotation, cellular component: nucleus. The record is from RefSeq and is a predicted model, not a curated record. Gene Ontology annotation, biological process: proteasome-mediated ubiquitin-dependent protein catabolic process. Gene Ontology annotation, molecular function: ubiquitin protein ligase activity; protein binding.